Molecule: messenger RNA, 1724 nt
Organism: Nothobranchius furzeri (turquoise killifish)
Lineage: Eukaryota; Metazoa; Chordata; Actinopteri; Cyprinodontiformes; Nothobranchiidae
Gene: zfpl1
Product: zinc finger protein-like 1
Cellular component (GO): Golgi apparatus
Source: RefSeq, a predicted model, not a curated record
CAGGAAGUGAACGUGGAAAAGACGUGGCACAUAAACACAGGAAAGAAGAAGUCGCUCCAGGUUUAUGAUGAUAUCCUCCAGUACUGCUUUGACCAGGCAGUUUACAUGACAGCGUACAUCAUCACCUAAAACAUACGGAUCGUGAUUAAUGUCGGUGUGACAGCUCUUGUGGCUAUGGGUCUCUGCAAGUGUCCCAAGAGAAAGGUGACCAACUUAUUCUGCUUUGAACAUCGUGUGAACGUGUGCGAGCAUUGCCUUGUUUCUAACCACAACAAGUGCAUCGUGCAGUCUUAUCUGCAGUGGCUUCAGGACAGCGAUUACAACCCAAACUGUUCUCUGUGCAAUAAUCCACUGAACACACAAGACACAGUCCGACUGAUCUGCUACGAUGUGUUUCAUUGGGCGUGUCUUAAUAGCUUGGCAUGUCGGCUGCCCCUCCAUACGGCCCCAGCAGGGUACCAGUGCCCCACCUGUCAGGGUCCAGUAUUCCCACCGUCUAAUCUAGCCAGCCCGGUGGCUGAUGUGCUGAAACAGCAGCUGUCAUCUGUCAACUGGGCUCGGGCUGGUUUAGGGCUACCACUGAUUGAAGAACCUGUCAGGACCCUUGAAGAGUCCAGAGCUAAUGAUGUCUCUGAUUACACAGACUGGUCAACAUUUGAUGCCCAAGAAAACAAUGAGCUGUACCCCAGUCAGUCUUUCAACACCAACCUCAGCCCACUGCCUGUCCCACCUUCAGCACAGGACGACGUCGGAGGGCUUCAUAAAAAUGGGGAUCCAAAAAUAAAGGAGCACUCCGUGAUAAACUUCACUACAACUGCUGCCAGUGACACAGUAACAUUACACACAGCAUCAUCACCGAGAAAGGUCUACGACACACGGGACGCUGCUUACAGCUCGGUCACACAGAUUGACUUUGACGAUGACAAGUACCGGCGGCGACCGGCGCUGAGUUGGUUUGCGCAGAUUUUGAAGAAUCGUAUCGGUGGAAAGCGGACAUCUCUUUCCUGGAAACAGCGAGUCUUCAUGCUUCUUUUGGUUGGAGUUCUGGGAUUCUUCACACUGAUCAUCAUCAUGGCUAAACUUGGACGUGCCUCGGCCGGUUCAGACCCCAAUUUAGAUCCCCUUCUUAACCCCAACAUUCGUGUGGGCAAAAACUGAUGAGAGCUUUAAACCUCCAUAAAGUGACUGAAGUGGGACCUUCAAAAACACUACCUGCCCAGCAGAGGGCGCUGUUUACUCAACUUUAAGAGACUGGUUAGCCAGUCUGAGCUGGCCAGGACCUUUCAGAGUGUAAACAAACAUUCAUGGCACCAUUCAGCAGUUCUCCUGUGAUCCACAAACUAACAGUGACCAACAGAAUUUAUUUAUCCAGUUAUUGUUGCUUUAAUGAGGGGAAAUACUUAAUUCUGGUAACAUUUUGAGUGAAAUUUGAGUUAAAUGGUUUUGUUUUUUCUAAAUACAGCGUUGAUGUUGAGGAAACAUGCAACUCAUGCAAGCAGAAGUGUCAGCGUGUCCUACACUGUUUGCAGCGGAACAAUGAAACAGUUUGAACCCGCUGGUGUGAUGUGAUGUCUGGAGUCAGACAUAUUCUACAUGUGCUACACUACUAUGAGCAUCAGAAUUCCUUCUAAAAAAACAGAGUGGUUUGGCUUUAGCUUUUCCAGAUAAACUGUAUGCACAUUUUCUUGAAUUUUUUGACUGUACAUUAAACGGGAGAUAUAAAA